AUGACAAGUCGUAAUUUAACAUCAAAUUUUUUGGAAUUUCGAAAUCGUGCUGCACGUGAUCGAAAUUUCCAUGUUGACGAAAAAGUAUGUUUAAUUAAUAAUACUAAUUAACUAUUCAUAUCAGAAGAAUCUUGACUAAACAAUAAAAACAAAAGUCCUAGAUAAGAAAUAAACUAAUUAUUCAAGUCUACUCAAAUCGUACUGUCUUAUUUUAAUUUGCGAAAUCAACUUUAAUAGAUGAUUAGAAAAACUUUUGCAAGAUUCGAUUUUAUUAAGAAUGUUCACAUCUUCAUAGAAUUCAUUUUCGUCGUUAAAAAAAAUAAUUUUUGAAAUGAACAUACAGAAAUGUGCUCUAAGGUUUCUACUUUAAAUAUCCAUUAUCAAAGUAUUGAAUGAUUUCUAAGUGAUGUAAUAAAAGUUUCUGAAAUUUUCUAUAG
Molecule: messenger RNA, 437 nt
Organism: Rotaria sordida
Lineage: Eukaryota; Metazoa; Rotifera; Eurotatoria; Philodinida; Philodinidae
Source: the annotation of a GenBank genome assembly